This is a messenger RNA of Mollisia scopiformis, 2622 nucleotides long. RefSeq lists its product as uncharacterized. Bases 142 to 2568 code for a protein of 808 amino acids. Gene Ontology annotation, molecular function: protein binding. The transcript has a single exon. Lineage: Eukaryota; Fungi; Ascomycota; Leotiomycetes; Helotiales; Mollisiaceae. The record is from RefSeq and is a predicted model, not a curated record.
AGCAUUUUACAAGAGUAUAAAUUCGCACGUGUUGGAGAUAUCGGGCUUCUGGAGUUCGCUAUCUCACUCGCUGUGCGUGUGCUGCGUGACACUCCUGAAGGCCAUCCAAGCCUACCACACCGCCUGACCAACCUAGGCAAUAUGUGUGCCAAGAGAUUUGAGCGAAGUGGCUACGGCGACGACAUUGACCGGGCAAUCGAGUAUGCUGAAAAAGCUUUGAAAUGUUCUGAGACUAUGAAUGUUGAGGAAAAAGCUUAUCUGAAAGGACGGCUGAUGCGGAAUGUCGCUAUUAAGCUCGAGAUGCGCGACCAGAGACUCUCGAGUAUUCGCGACCUAAACGCUGCGAUUUCAAUGAUGGGCACAGCGAUAACGUUGGUGAAUGAAGAUAAUCCUGACUGGGCCCUUUUCAACGGCGAACUCGGCAACAUGAAAGCAAGUCGGUUUCGGAGGACGAAGGAAAUCACCACCGACUUGGAUGAGGCGAUCGAGAAGAUGGAGUCCGCGCUGGCGCUAUUACCGAAACAUCAUCCCAACAAGAGCCAUUUACUAUGCGAUUUAGGAGACCGAUAUUUGGAUCGGUACCAAAGGCUCCACGGCAAGGAAGACUUGGAGAAAUCUAUAAAGAUAUCACGCAAAUCGCAUGAUAUAAGGGAGGCUCGGGAUCCUGAUCGUGGAAAGCCUUGGUGCAGUAUGGUGUGCAAGUAUGUUAUUCGAGCUCAAGACUUCCCAAAUCGCGUUAAUAUCGCGACGGCGAUCAGCGCCACCAGACACGGACCUAAACUCCCAGAAGGGGACCCAUUGGAGAUGGAAGCGUUAGAACGCCUAGGUGAUGCGAUCAUGGCGAAACACAACUACAACUAUGGCAUAGAUCACAGAUAUUGUGACAAGGGGAUUGAUAAGUACGCGGAGGCUAUCCAGGUGAAAAAUGGACCGCCUCUAACGACUAUUCGCAUAGCUAAGAAGAUCGCCGAGUAUUCGAUGAGGUUUUCGCGUGAGCGCAUUGCUUGCAUUAAUGCUGCGCGAAUAUAUACGCACGUAAUCAAGGUGGUGUGGCCGCGACUAAAUCCUCGGACUUUGUCAAGAGACGACAUGGAGUUUGUCAUUCGGCACCUAUCAGGUUUAAGUUCCCUGGCAGCGGUCAGUGUUAUGAAAAGCGGAAAAUCUGCGUCAGAUGCCCUUGUCGCUUUGGAAUCUGGCCGAGGACUGAUGGCGAGUCUGACAAUCGAUUCAAGAUCCGACGUCUCUGCCUUGAAAGAACAACAUGCGGACUUGUACAAGCGGUACAUGACAUUGCAAGAUGAAAUCUCGUCAAAUAUUUCAUUGGGUAGUGAGCCGGAGAAAUCUGCGGAGGAAUCUACAACUGUUGCCAUCUCUCAGCGAAACCGCAAGGUUCGUGAAUUUGACAAGCUUGCAGAAGAGAUCCGGUCAUUGGAGGGUUUUGAGCACUUUCAACAACCACUGCCACAUGCCGAGCUUGUUAGUCUAGCGGAGUUUGGUCCUAUUGUAUGCUUCAACACCACAUCGCAAAGAUGUGAUGCUUUUCUCGUCACUCGCAAUGGCAUCCAAUGCUUGGAGUUAUCUGCUCAAUAUGACAAGAUUCAAGAAUUCGUUAUUGAGCUCGUUCGAAAGAAAGAGAUCUUUGCUUCUGGGAACCAAAGUCAGACGAGCGAAAGGAACCAGAGGCUACGCGAGAUUUUGGCAGAGCUAUGGAAACUUGCUGUGGAACCUGUUCUGAGUUGUUUAGGGUUGAUAUCGAAUGACCCACCCGCAAAAUUGCCCCGUAUAUGGUGGGUUACUAGCGGACCCAUGGGACUAUUACCUCUUCAUGCUGCAGGUUCGAACUGGGGAAAUUCUCGAGAGAACACAGCAAGUCACGUCGUAUCCAGUUACGUGCCGACGUUCAGGGCUCUAGCGUAUGCUCGACAGAAGAUGUUUAAAUCGUUACUUGAGCCAAGUCGUGAAUGCCUUAUCGUAAGCAUGCCUGAGACGGAAGGCCUGUUUUCCCUAGAUGUUGCGAAAGAGGUUAAAGCCGUGCAAAAGCACCUCGAGUCGCAGGGUAACACUGUAUCAUCCCUUGAAAUUCCGCUCCAAAAAGAGGUCCGUUCGAAACUUCAGUCAGCUAGCAUCGUACAUUUUGCAUGCCAUGGCGAGUCUAAUGCUUUGAAUCCUUCCUGCAGUGGACUUCGACUUGCUGGUAAGGAUCUUCUCAGAGUUCGCGAUCUUGCAGCAAUGUCCCUCGAUCAAGCUCAAAUCGCAUAUCUCUCUGCAUGCUCAACCGCCGACAACAGUGUGGAUGAUCAACUGGUGGAGGAAUCAAUUCAUGUCGCAAGUGCAUUUCAACUUGUCGGUUUUCCGCAUGUCAUUGGGAGCUUAUGGCCGGUGAGUAAUAAGAUUGCUGAGAUAGUGGCACCGAAGUUCUAUGAGUCUUUGGCCAAGCAUCUUCAAGCUGGUGAGAAUAAUAACGAUGCAAUAGCGUAUGCGUUAGACGACGCAGUAAAGAAUUGGCGGAGAGGAAGGAAAACUGAGAGAUUUAUAUCGUGGUGUCCUUUCAUACACAUUGGUGCUUAAUUAAUGAAUCUCUUACUAUCUUAAAUUUAUUUCUCUUGGAAUAAAGUUCAGAAG